Molecule: messenger RNA, 5070 nt
Organism: Pungitius pungitius (ninespine stickleback)
Lineage: Eukaryota; Metazoa; Chordata; Actinopteri; Perciformes; Gasterosteidae
Gene: tspan17
Product: tetraspanin 17
Exons: 8
Coding region: 464-1276 (270 amino acids)
Cellular component (GO): plasma membrane
Source: RefSeq, a predicted model, not a curated record
AGAGGCAAUUGUUUCCUCGUUUGACAGCAGGGGCUUGUUUUCACAGCACACAACUACCACGAUGAUCACUUCCACGGGCGAUAGAUGCCACGGAGUUAAUGGAGGAGACGUUUAACUGAAAAGCCCACCAGCUUCCUCCCUCUCUCUCCCUCCCUCUCUUCCGGUGUGAGAAUAAUAUCGACUGAAAGGCAGAUGAGUGUCUUUGCAUUUGUUGUUGUUAGCUGCUAAUGCUAACCACAGAAGUGGCCAGCUAGCCUAGCCGAGUGAGCUAACGGUCAUCGCGAGGAGAAGUUAAUUAGCCGCAUAUGUUUGAUCCAUUUAUUGCUGUCCCGGCUUCGGGUGACUCUAGCUGAUGGGGCCGGCAGACCGGGCCGUCGCUUGUUCAAGAAGUGCAGCUUUGGCCAAGCUUUUAAAGUACCUUAACUGUUAGCUUCGCAGUUAGCGCCCCACUACACUUGGAAGAAUGAGUAGAAAACACCAUCAUCUUAAAGGAGCCGAAGUCAGCUGCUGCGUGAAAUACUUCUUGUUUGGAUUCAACAUUUUAUUCUGGUUGCUAGGAGCCGCAUUCCUGGCCGUAGGUCUGUGGGCAUGGGCGGAGAAGGGCGUUCUCUCCAAUCUGUCAACCAUCACAGACCUAGGAGGCUUUGACCCCGUGUGGCUCUUCAUCGUCGUAGGAGGGGUCAUGUUCAUCCUGGGAUUUGCCGGCUGCAUCGGAGCACUCCGAGAGAACACCUUACUGCUUAAAUUUUUUUCCGUGUUCCUGAGUUUGAUCUUCUUCUUGGAGCUGACGGCGGGGAUCCUUGCCUUUGUCUUUAAAGACUGGCUCAAAGACCAGCUCAACUUUUUCAUCAACAACAAUGUCAAGGCCUACCGUGAUGACAUCGACUUGCAGAAUCUUAUUGACUUUGCCCAGGAAUAUUGGUCAUGCUGCGGAGCCCACGGGCCCGACGACUGGGACCUGAACAUCUACUUCAACUGCACCGAGCCAAACCCCAGCAGAGAGCGCUGUGGAGUGCCCUUCUCCUGCUGCGUCAAAGACCCCGCCGAGGACGUCAUCAACACGCAGUGUGGUUAUGACGUUCGGCUUCAAAGGCAGCUGGACCGGCAGAAAUAUAUCCACACCAAGGGCUGUGUGGAACAGUUUGAGAAGUGGCUUCAGGACAACCUGAUUAUUGUAGCUGGAAUCUUUGUUGGUGUUGCACUACUGCAGAUAUUUGGUAUCUGCCUCGCUCAAAACCUGGUAAGUGACGUCAAAGCUGUCAAAGCCAACUGGUGACAUGAGUAGGGGACGUUGGGGGGGAGAGCCCCGGUCCCCAGAGGCCCAGCAAGGUCAACGCAGCACACAAGUCCCCCCCCCUGUCCGGGCUCAGAAUGGAGAACGGAGACCCGUCAACGCUGCGUUGCCGCUGAGCUAAGCAGCGAAUACGCACUCUCACACUUUCCCACGGGCACACGCAAAGAGUUUACUUCCCUGUUUAUCAGUGAUGCUUGAAUCGGGAGAAGAAUGUCCCACACAAACCCAACACAGUCAACACUUUGUUUACCACCCAGCUGGAUUUUAAACCCUAACGUCCUGCCGACUUUAUAGUUACAUGCUUUUUUCCCUUUGUGCUUCCUAUGAUUUAUUUCUCCGGACAAUUGUUUUUAAUGGGACGCAGUUGCACAAGGACUAAUGUCUACUGGGAGAUUUCAAGCCAUGGAGGAAAAAUAAACAAAGGAAAAAAAAGAGAACAGUUAGUCUCCUUUUAUUUCAGGUCAGGCGUUGUCAUUGUCACAGGGUCCCCCUUCCACUCAGUGAGUGGUUGAACAACCACGCCUACAAACAGCCUGUUUUUAACCUGCCUGUCCCCACAUCCUGCUGUAGGGAGCCGUGGGGGACUGGACGGCCAAACACAACACAUGGAUUCCUCCGCGGAUCAUUUCUUACACCGUACUCUUUUUUUUUAUUUUUUAUUUUUUUUAUGACCACUGAAAAGACUCUAAACACUGGCAAGUCAAGUCUGCAACUUUGAACCGUUUCACAAGAUUUCAACUCAAAGUGCAAAAAAAGUGCCAUUCAUUUUACUUGCCCCACAAUACCUCAAGGCCUGGCUGGAAACCGAAUGCUUUUUGCCAUUAGUUCAAUGCAAACCUUUUAUUUUCCAUCCAUGUCUGUGUCAUUGAGAUUUACUGACUCGUUGCAGAAAACAAUAACAGUUUCUCCCAAGUCGCCCUGUUUGCCCUGCAGUGAUUGUAUUAUCCGUUGAUUUACUGAAGGAUGUUGUUUUGUGUGAUACGGGGAGGCCUGAUGUGGUUAGGGUUAGGAUCAUAGCACUAUGCUAUACAAGAAAAGGGUUUUAUUAAUAGUUGAGGUUGUUGUUCAGCUCUAAGCACCCCUCAGGCACAUGGGAUUACUCAUUUGGGGCCUUUUUUACUUGACUUAUGUUACCACACUUGUCUUAUUUUGUUAUCCUUCGCAUCCUGAAUUAAGUAUAUUUGUCGGUUUUAAUUACCUUGUAUUCUAUCCUUUUAUUGAUGCAGACUGAGAUCCUGGGUUCAUUGUUUGGCUUUACCAGGCACUUGUUUUACCUUUGACCCAGCAGUCAACUGCUAUAUAGCUUCCUAUUGUGGAUGUUUUUAGCAGUCCUAAUGGAGACCAAAUCAUAUCAGCCGGGAGCUUAUUGCCAAGGUUUUUUUUUUUUUUUUUUUUUUUUUUUUUUCAAGCCACAAUUGUGAUUUCAUGAGAAAUGCCAAGCUAAUAACAAAAAGCAUUUCUAGACAGCCACAAUGUGAAUUUAUUCUUUCCGUUACACAGAAAGUGCCUGUUGAAAUAAAAUAAAAAUGUUAAAUGUUAGGUUUUUAUCUUUAGGCCAAUAUUGUGUCUUCAGUUUGGACUGGUUGUUAAAUAGAAUUGUGAAAACAAGCCAUUACCUUUUUAUAUUAACAGCCUCAAUAUAACAUUAUUGCUGCUUAAAUGUUAGAGUAUUGAUAUGUAGUACAAUAACCAAGUUAACAAGUCUCUCAGUUUGCCAUGAUGUCAUUGUCUCCAGGUUCAAGACAUAUUCUGAUGAUUUAUUUUUUAGUUGUUAACUUUAACUUUAAAAAAAAAAAAAAAAAACACUAUCACAUUAUGUAUCCCCGUCAUAGAUUCUUCUCCUCAGCCAUGAUGCUCACGGUCUGAUAUACCAAGUUUACUUUGCUUACUUUUUUCUGCAGUUGUUUCUGGUUGUAGCUUUGUGAGUCAGCUACGCAGCACGGGCAUGAUUGGGCACACACGCCCAAAAAUAAACAUUUUAUUUGAAUAAUAAUAAUAGCCGAAACUUUUAAAGUUGAGUAGCAACAGAACAACAAACUGUGCCUGUGCGUGUGUGCGUGUGUGUGUGUGUGUUCGGAGCUCGUUCAGUCUCAGCACCUUACGAUCGCCUGCGAUACCCGCACGUCGCAUAUCCCUUUCACCCACUCGCUGCCUCUUCAAAGCUCGCCCCGAUCUGACUGCACCUGCUUUCAGUGCCUGCCAUUUUGAUGUAUUUUUAAACGCAGCGCUCGCUUGAAGAAAAAAAAUACAAGACAAAACAACGGCCCCUUUGAAUUUAGGUGUCACGAAUGAGCGAGCGGAAUAGAUCCGGGGCGGCGCGACGCGUCUGUACUGCUGGAGACUGGAGGUGGUCUUGAAUGACUCUGUUGAAAGUUUCCACAGGAGAAGCUCAUUCAUUUCAGCUCUUUAGUUGUAAAUCAAUGAGCAAGAGCCUCGAGCAGUCCUAAGAAAAAUUAAUCCCACCCCCACUCAGAUGAAAUAUACAAACAUUUACAGCCUUACGUGAUACCAUGUUUUCAUAUUCCAGGGAUGUGUGUGUGGGCCUCUUUGAUUUCACUAACUGUUGUGAAUCAAUCCGUCCCACUGCAGUAUAGAGGAUCAAGAAUAAAUGCACUAGUGCUUAUUUCCCCCCCCCCACACCUUUCUCUUCUUUAAUCUUUUGAAGCAGUAGCUUGAAACGGAUAACGGGGUGAUUAAUUAGUCAAAAACAUCUUAAAGGUUUUGGUUUUGUGUUGCUUUGAUGUAGGGAAAGAAAAUAAUGCUAAAUAGGCUUUGUCCGUUUUAUAAGGCUCUUUCGUUCCAAAACACCCCCUUCAUUUUUCUGCUUGCCCUUUGGGCAGUUAAAUCAUUCCCCGAGGAGGAGCCUUAUGCACACCAUGAAUGUUUGAGUGUAACACCGUGCACCCGCUGCUCCGCGCUCAGUGAGCAUUUCUUCUUCGCCUUAUACAGUUUGAUGCACGAGACAAGUGAAGCAUAGGAAUGUGGGACAACGGGUUGUCUUUAGCAAUGUUAGAGAUGUUAUUCUUUUUAUUCAUAUGUGCUUUAGAUACCAUAAAAGCAGCCCAGGGUUUCACAAUACUUAAUUGAUCUGAAAUAUGCACUUACAAAUGAUGUGACCAAACCAUUUUUUAAAUGUACUUUUUGCAUACAAACACAAAGUGACACAUAUUUCCCUUUGAUAAUCCAGCCUGUGACUCUUUUCAAGCUCUGUCCGCUGCCCUUGGCCACAGAGCCCAAAGACGCAGCCUAAUUGACUGGCGUGUAUGUGUGUGUGUGUGUGUGUGUGUGUGUGUGUGUGUGUGUGUGUGUGUGUGUGUGUGUGUGUGUGUGUGUGUGUGUGUGUGUGUGUGUGUGUGUGUGUGUGUGUGUGUGUGUGUGUGUGAGCAUGCUAACGGCUACAUCACGGAUGAUAGUGUUGACAUGAUCAGGACACGAGCGUGAUCUGACUGGAUCAAAAAAAAGUGUUUCAACUUUCUGGGUUUUACAGUUGAAUAUGGAUUCAGUCGUUACUGAUCUUUCAGUCACACAAAAACCACUAUAAAUAUUUAAUUUGUUCCGCAGAGAAACCAGAACAGCUUUCUCAGUUUUAGACGUUUUAGCUGUGUCUCCAUCGCAGCAGAACUGAAGACACGAAGCCAUGCGAUGCUCUCUGGUUAGACCCAUCCAAACACCUUGUAGAGAAGUAUUGCAUAUGAAAACUGUGGGACAUGGUCUGUUACACUGUAUAUUCUGUUUAAGAUAUGCCCCUUUCAUAUAUUAAAGGAUUUAUGAUAACA